Messenger RNA from Cercocebus atys (sooty mangabey), 1757 nucleotides. RefSeq names its product Purkinje cell protein 2 (gene PCP2). Gene Ontology annotation, molecular function: protein binding; guanyl-nucleotide exchange factor activity. The coding region runs from base 1293 to 1757 and encodes 154 amino acids. The transcript is spliced from 6 exons. The record is from RefSeq and is a predicted model, not a curated record. NCBI's taxonomy places the organism in Eukaryota, Metazoa, Chordata, Mammalia, Primates, Cercopithecidae.
CAGGAAGUUGAGUCCCUGGCGGAGAGGACAGGCAGGUGCGUCCGCGCAGCCGACCACAAAGUCGCUGGAGGGGCACACCUCGAUGACACGCUCACAGACGGGAGUUCAGACACACACUUCCUGGCUUGCGUGCGAAGCGGGAUCGCAGGGCAAUAAUCCCUCCAUCUUCCCUGGAAGGGUUUAGAGGCAGCAGCAGCAGCAGCCGUCUUGGAUAACUUUUGAUGGAUUCAGGAGGCCUGGAGACCUCUUGUGUGCCGGCACCUGGACAUAAUUUUCAUUCAGCCCUGCCCGAUGCCCCGACCUGGACUGCGGUGCCGAUGAGGAAACCGAGGCUUAGCGCGAUCCCUAAUCCAAGGCCACGACGAGUGAGCCUGCUGGGAUUCCAGCCAGGAGCCUGUCCCUGGGGAGCACUUGUCACAGCCUUACCCUCUUCCGGGAGGCGCCACACUUACCCUUGUGGACCAACAAUCGAAUUAACAUGCUGAUACACACAUGGGGUGAGUGACGCCCUCAAAUGCUUGCAAACACAUACACACACACACACACACACACACACACACACAACUUGGAAUUUCAGGAGCUGCUUCUGCUGUGUGUCCUGUUACUUAGAAGGCACAGCCCCCGCAGCACCCAUACAAAAAUGAGGUCUCCAAAUUAAGGUGCGAGGUAUGUGUGUAAACAGACUCUUACGGGUCUGAGCUGGUUCCUUCGCUCUGCCGUGUUGAUGAAGGUACCAAGACCCCUGCCACUUACACGGGACACAGAGAGUGAAUCAGACCCGAAGGUCUGUCGGAGAAAGGAAAGGAUCCAUGCUGCCCUAAAGGAAAUAAACUGAUGUGACAGCAAGUGCCAUGAAAGGUGGCAGCUGCCCUUCCAGGAGCCAGUGGGAGGACCUGGGUGGCCGGGUGGGGACACCUGCCAAGUCCUCACCUAAGCCAGCUACCACCCUACUCUGUUGGCUUCCCUUCUCCAACUGUGGGGACGCUGGUCAGGCCUUUCGUGACAUCACACCCGGGAGUCCUUGGGGUCCGGUCACUGCUGCUGGGCCCAGCGAGGUUCAAGCUCCGGUCGCCCUGCCCCCUACCCCCCAUGCCAGAUCAGGCAUCGUUGUGGGCAAACAAUUAUCUGGAUGAUCUUUAUGGGGCUUAAGCUUGGGUGGGAGCAGAUGGGGCAUGAGCUGGGGAUUUGGGGAUGGGGGGAAUCCACACCCCCACGUCCCGGACGUUUAAAAGGCCCUCUCUGGCACUGGGCCGGGGCAGAGGCCAGCAGGAAAGUGACCGGAGUCCAGGGACAUGAUGGAUCAGGAGGAGAAGCCGGAGGAGGGCUCAGGCCCCUGUGCCGAGGCGGGCUCCCCAGACCAGGAGGGCUUCUUCAAUCUGCUGAGCCACGUGCAGGGUGACCGGAUGGAGGGGCAGCGCUGUUCACUGCAGGCCGGGCCGGGCCAGACCACCAAGAGCCAGAGCGACCCCAACCCUGAGAUGGACAGCCUCAUGGACAUGCUGGCCAGCACCCAGGGCCGCCGCAUGGAUGACCAACGUGUGACAGUCAGCAGCCUGCCCGGCUUCCAGCCCGUGGGGCCCAAGGUAGGACGGACGCAGAACGAGCUGGGGACCCUCAGUCCCCAAACCCCUGCUCACCCUCAGGACCCGACCGCCUCUGGCUUCCGUCGGAACCAGCAAGCCCCCCAGCCCCGACACAAGCCCCCUGAGGGCCUGAGGCAUCUUGGGCCUUACUGCGCAAAAACUGAUAAAAGAUAA